Molecule: messenger RNA, 1188 nt
Organism: Trypanosoma rangeli
Lineage: Eukaryota; Euglenozoa; Kinetoplastea; Trypanosomatida; Trypanosomatidae
Product: ATP/GTP nucleotide-binding protein
Exons: 1
Coding region: 1-1188 (395 amino acids)
Source: RefSeq, a predicted model, not a curated record
AUGAGCUCCAAAUACGACCGUGUGAAGGUGCGGGUGCAUCUUGGUGCUGACCACUAUUACACGUUGUCACGCUUUAUGCUUUCAAAGAUGCUGACCUUCUGCAAGCUUCCCACGACUGUGUCAGUAAAGGUGAGCCUGGAGGUGAAGAAACGCUUCGUUGAUGAGGAGAGGCUCGAGAUAGCCCAGGCGGAGCUUCAGGAGGCUACUUUUCUCAUCAUGGCACAGUACGGCUAUGGUGAGGCACACGCAAAACUCUUCCCUGUCAUGACACGCUUCUAUGUUGAGCGUGUUCCUCUUGUCAUUCUCAUUGCAGGCAGUGGUUACUGUGGAAAGACCGCCAUUGCACAUAGUCUGGGCUCGAGGCUCAAUACACAUAAUGUUGUUAGUACAGACGUACUGCUGGAAACACUUACUUCUGUCUAUAACGCGUUUCCCGAAACGUGUAUCUGUGCUGGAAAGGAUAUAGGCUGUCAGGCUUCUUGGCCUCAGCCCGAUGAACAGGUCCUGUGGAUCUAUAAGACCGAUACGGAAGAGGAGUUUGUUUUGGCAUGGCGUGCGUGGUCGGAAGCGAUACGUCCGCUUGUUGAGGAGGAGGUCAAUAAAGCUAUAACAGAGGGCAAGGUUCUUAUUCUGGAAGGAAGUCUUCUUAGUCUUGCCAUGUAUAGGCCGUACCUUCUGCGUCAAUUUCAGCGACGUCAUGGUGCCAUUGUUAUUGCUUUUUACGUCAGUUCAGAUGAUGACUCACGUAGAUUUUCCGUGGAGCGAUUUCUUGCUUCCUUUCAUACUCUUCUCCCGACGUCCUAUAGGAACAAUCAGCCCGCUGCAGUGGCGUGGAUGAUGCGGCGUUUGGAGGCUGUGGAGGCCAUUGAAAGUCAGUGUUUCGGUAACAAUGGUGGUGGUGGUGGCAUGCAGAGGCGUUGGAUUUCUUCCAAACGGGACGGCAGCUCCAUGUCAGCCACACGUGCUGCAGGAGACGGAAAUGAAGUGCGCGCUACUGAUGGUGAGACGGGCCUCUCGUCAUCGGCAGCAUCUCCGGGCGCAGAGUCGCCGGAAGGAACCGAGGAAACCGUUCAGGUGCACUGUGUCACGUUCUCCGUGGAGAGACCGUCGGAGCCCCCCGAAGUGAUGCAGGACCUCGUGCUAGAGAGAAUCAUGUUGGAGCUUCGCCAGCGGCAGUCUCUGGUGUAG